AUGACGUGUGAUACUACAACUAAUUUACAUGGUAAAGUAAUUGUGGUGACAGGUGGAAGUUCAGGAAUGGGCUUUGCAGCUGCUAAAAAUUUAGCAAGUCAUGGAGCCAGAGUCAUUAUCACGAGCAGAAACGAAACGAAACUGAAAGCAGCCCAACACCAUAUCAUAGAAGCAACCGGUAAUUACAAUGUUGAGUACAAAACUGUUGAUUUGGGAUCUCUUAAAUCAGUGAGGAACUUGGCGAGUGAAUUGAAUGCUGAAGAUCAAAUAAAUGUGUUGAUAAACAACGCAGGAGCAGUAGGACUUCCAGACAGAAUGACACCUGAUCACUUGAAUCUCAAUAUGCAAGUGAAUUACUUUGGAACUUUCUUGCUUACGUUCCUAUUGCUGCCUAAGUUAAAAGCGUCAGCUCCGAGUAGGAUCCUUAACGGAGUUGGAGCAGCAAUGUAUUUUGGUGAAAUUAACUUUGAUCACUGGAACGACGUUGGAAGAUAUGAUAUAGUAAAAGCACUGGGAUCAUCGGAAUUGGCAAUUAAUUUGUUCAAUGAAGAAUUAAGUAGGAAGUUAAGGUAUGAUGGAGUGACUGCUAAUGCUUAUGAUCCAUUUGUGGUACGAGACACUGAUAUCCUGCAAAAUCUUUCAGGGAUUGUUAAGAAGAUUUCCAAAUUGUUUAUUAAUGUCGUUGGACAGAGCAGGGAAGAUGCUGGUCGUGAGAUAGCGUAUUUAGCGUCUGCCCCAGAAUUGGAAGGUGUUAGUGGAAAUUUGUACAAGUUUUGUCACAAAUUCAAAAAUCAUUGGUUGGUGAAUGAUCGGCAUUUGACGAAGCGCUUAUGGGAAGAGUCGAAGAAAGCUGUGAAGAUAACGAAGUAUGAAGACUGGGAACAUCAUGAUUCUAAGUGA
Messenger RNA from Spodoptera littoralis (African cotton leafworm), 900 nucleotides. Lineage: Eukaryota; Metazoa; Arthropoda; Insecta; Lepidoptera; Noctuidae. The record is from the annotation of a GenBank genome assembly.